This is a messenger RNA of Notothenia coriiceps (black rockcod), 1598 nucleotides long. RefSeq names its product vacuolar protein sorting-associated protein 13B-like. The transcript is spliced from 5 exons. The record is from RefSeq and is a predicted model, not a curated record. The annotation marks the transcript as partial. NCBI's taxonomy places the organism in Eukaryota, Metazoa, Chordata, Actinopteri, Perciformes, Nototheniidae.
AUCACCUUCCAGCUCCAACCUGCCAGAGUCUACCUGGAAGACACCUUUGUUUACUACGUUAAGACCCUGUUCCACACCUACAUCCCUGACAGUGCCAUGGCCUCGGCCCCAGCAGAGCCACAGAGGGGGACAAAGUGUGGCUCAGCCCCCAUCCUCCCUGAACAGGUGCUGCAGGCGGUGCAGGCGCUGGUGCACCCUGUGCGGCUGCAGAGGCUGAGCAUCCAGCCGGUCAACCUGCUGGUCAGCAUCCAUGCCUCCCUCAAGUUGUACAUCGCUUCAGACCACACUCCUCUCUCCUUCUCCCUGUUUGAGAGAGGCCCGCUGUGCACCACAGCCAGGCAGCUGGUGCACGCUCUGGCCAUGCACUACGCUGCCGGGGCCCUCUUCAGAGCUGGGUGGGUGGUGGGCUCUCUGGAGAUCCUGGGCAGUCCUGCCAGUCUGGUGCGCAGCAUCGGGAACGGGGUGUCAGACUUCUUCCGGCUGCCGUACGAGGGGCUGACCCGCGGACCUGGGGCCUUCGUCAGCGGAGUGUCCAGAGGGACAACGUCUUUCGUCAAACAUAUCUCAAAAGGCACGCUGACGUCCAUCACCAACCUAGCCACGAGCCUGGCCCGGAACAUGGACCGCCUCUCGCUGGAUGAGGAGCACUACACCCGGCAGGAGGAGUGGAGGCGCCAGCUGCCAGAGAGCCUGGGGGACGGACUGAGGCAGGGGCUGUCCCGACUCGGCAUUAGCUUGUUAGGAGCGAUUGCAGGCAUUGUAGACCAGCCCAUGCAGAACUUCCAGAGGAACUGGGAGACGCAGAGCUCAGCGGGAAGCCAUGCCAAAGGGGUCAUCUCUGGCGUGGGGAAAGGCAUUGUGGGUGUUUUUACUAAGCCCAUCGGAGGAGCAGCUGAACUGGUGUCCCAGACAGGUUAUGGUGAGUUCAGGAUCAAAGCUAACAGCAUUUUGGUUUUUCACUUUCACUGAAAGACGUGAUUGUAACACUCCCAUUACUUUUCCUGUUGUUUACAAAAAUACACAAUUUGUUGAUUCCAAAACACAGGGAAUGAAAGCACAAUCAGAGCAUCAUUCUUGCUUUGAAUAUAUACUGUAUAUAUAUAUAAUUUGGAUAUGCAGUGGUUCUCAACCUUUUUACACCAAGUACCACCUGAGAAAAUAGUUAUACAAGUUUUUUAACAUUGUUCAUAUGACCAAUGUUAAAAUACAGUCCAUGCACAGUAAUGCAGGACUCGGAGGCAAAUGUAUUCAUAAUAACAUUAUUUAUUGUCAGCCACAGCUACAUGUACAAAGGGCAGUCUCUCUCUCUCUCUCUCACACUCAUCACCACAAGUGAGAACAUAAAGAACAAAAUAAUAAAUUAUUCUCACACAACAAAUGACAACUGUACACACAUGUCAUUUCCUCACACAAAGUGUGAAUGUAGGCCUCCUGCAACAACCCACAUUGUAACAGAAAAUGUCCUCUUGGGAAUUCAGUUCCACAAUAAUAAUGAAAGCCUCCAGGAGCAGAUGAGCCUAAGGGUAGCUCAUCUUCAGUCUGCUGAUGUUUGCCAUUAUUGCCAAAAAGAAAAGAAAAAAGAUAACAAUUAAGGACAA